Tachysurus vachellii is the source of this 1395-nucleotide messenger RNA. It is a transcript of the gene dscc1, whose product is annotated as DNA replication and sister chromatid cohesion 1. The coding region runs from base 141 to 1319 and encodes 392 amino acids. The record is from RefSeq and is a predicted model, not a curated record. Gene Ontology annotation, biological process: maintenance of mitotic sister chromatid cohesion; mitotic sister chromatid cohesion. Lineage: Eukaryota; Metazoa; Chordata; Actinopteri; Siluriformes; Bagridae. The transcript has 9 exons. Gene Ontology annotation, cellular component: nucleus; chromosome, centromeric region; Ctf18 RFC-like complex.
CGCCAAAAUAUUGCGGGAGAAUUGAGCUCACAACAAGCUGAAUAAGAUUAGCCUUUAGCCUUAGCUUUGACGCUUAGUACUCUGCUUUGUCUGAUUACAAAAUAAAGAAUCACUAACACAACUUUAGCCGAAGAGACGCAAUGCGGACAUUAGAGGAGGUUCAGAACACGCUACAAAUCGCCAAGUUGAAGGAAGAGGAUCUUCACCCUGUAACACACUGUCUGUCAUUCAGCAGCAAUGUUUCCUCUGGAGAUUACUGUCUCAUGGAACUGGACGACACACUGUGUAAACACAUCGAAGCAGGAAGGAGUCUCACAAUCAGAGGAGACAAGGAUGAGCAUGCUGUCCUGUGCAGUGAAGACAAGACCUUUGACCUGAAAAUAGCAGAUACGUCUAAUUUGUUGCUGUUUGUACCAGGAUGUAUUACUCCAGAGCAUCUCUCUGAGAGUGCAUCAGAGCCGAAGCUAAUUCAUGCCCAGAUAUGGGGUUAUGCUAACAGUUACUGGGAGCUGAGAUGUCAACGACCAAAGUUAAAGAAAGUCAAGAAGCUGCUUAUGGAGAACCCAUACAAUGGCCCACCGAUCGGUGCACAGAAAGAGUCUCCAGAGUUCAACAAGUAUACGAUGGAAGAACUUCUAGAAAGGAUUCAAGGAAGCCGAGAGGAGAUUGAGGCCUACCUUCAAGGAAUCCAUGCAUGUAAAAUUGAUGGAUACUGGCGAAUUUUGGAUUUUGAUUACGAGCUGAAGCUCCUGGGUCAUGUGACUCAGUUGGUGGAUUCAGAGUCAUGGUCUUUCAGUAAAGUGCCUCUCAGUGUGUGUCUGGAGGAGCUGGCGCCUUUGGAGCCUAAAGCAAUGAUAGAGCACUGCCUCAACUGUUACGGAAGACGGUAUAACACUGAAGAUGGAGAGGUGAUGUAUGAGCUGGAUGAGGAUAAAGUGUGCAGGGCCAUGGCUCAAAUGUUGCUGCAGAAUGCUGUUAAGUUCAACCUGCUCGAGUUUCAGGAAGUGUGGCAGCAGAGCGUUCCUGAGGGCAUGAGCACCCGUCUAGACCAGCUCAGCGGCUUGGCUCUGGUAGACUGCACCUCUAGGCCAGAGACCAUCUCACUGUUGCGAGUAGAGGAUUUGCCUGAGGACACACUGGAGCGCUUUAACGCUCUCUUUGCUAUGAGGGAGAAGUGGACACAGCAGGACAUAGAGCCCUAUAUACGGGAUCUGUGUGGAGAAAAGCAAACAACCGGAGCUCUGCUGACUAAACACGCUCGCUCCUCCAUGCAGAACGGGAUAAAAGUCUACAACUCAAGAAGACCAGUUCCAACAUGACAUAUAAUUUCACUUCUCUUUUUCUAAGACUCAAAUGUUUGUUUCCUCCUUUUUGUACUUUUACAUAUAAUGUAUU